AUGCUUUAUGCUUAUCUCCACUUCAAGGAUGGUAAAAUCACAAGAAAGAUACGUAAGCCUCGAAUUUCUCCUUCUUUUGAAGAAUUCGUCGUGGCUUGUGAUUUACCCACCUCCAAAUGUCUCUACACCUCUGAGGCUCCUAGUUUCAUAGAGGACUUUGACUUUCUCUCUCAUCUCAAACUCUUUUUUAUUAAACCAUCUAUAGGUCACAAAUUCCCUCUUACUAUGUGGUUUGAUACUCUAAAUGCUCGUCUCAUUCUUUAUGUUGUUACUCAUGUGUUGAUCUCUAGAAAGUUAAAUGUUGGGAUGAUGUCUAAAACCGAUGUGGUGAUCACAUGGUUACUUGUCAAUAACGUUGAAAUUAAUUGGUCUAGUACCUAUCCUGUUAAAGUUUCAAGUCACAGACAUUAUCCUCCAUCAGUUUCUAUUCAGCCCGAUGCCAAUCGGACCAGAAACCCUCAUAAUGACCGAAUUAACCAAGGGCCAGGGCAGGCGAGGCACACCAGGUAUACAUGGCUAAGUUGCCCAUUUCUUCCUCCAAAAAGGGCUCAGAAAUCCUAG
Messenger RNA from Vicia faba (fava bean), 561 nucleotides. Lineage: Eukaryota; Viridiplantae; Streptophyta; Magnoliopsida; Fabales; Fabaceae. The record is from the annotation of a GenBank genome assembly.